This is a messenger RNA of Dicentrarchus labrax (European seabass), 1189 nucleotides long. RefSeq names its product endonuclease domain-containing 1 protein-like. Lineage: Eukaryota; Metazoa; Chordata; Actinopteri; Moronidae. The transcript has 2 exons. Gene Ontology annotation, molecular function: hydrolase activity; metal ion binding; nucleic acid binding. Bases 1 to 609 code for a protein of 202 amino acids. The record is from RefSeq and is a predicted model, not a curated record.
AUGGUGAAACUGAAGACAGGGUCUCUCUGGUUCCUCGCUGCCUUCCUCUUCCUGUCCACUGUUCCCACAGUGGCUGAGGUGGUAGAGGAGGUGUCCCUGUGUGAAGAGUUUCUCCUUCAGGGAACGCCUCCACAGAUCCCAGACAUCAUAGUCGGCAGGGACAUCCAGAACCAGAACCGAUACAAACCCAUUUGCCAGACUUACAAUGAUGUGAGAAGGUUUCUGACGCUCUACGACACCCAGAACAGGAUUCCAGUGUUUUCUGCUUACGUGUACAGAGAGGAUGGAAAAGGGACGAGAUACAAUAAAUGGAAGAUCGAGCCACAGCUUGAGAACAGAGGGGGCAACAACAUGGUGAAUGUAGAAAGAAACGGAAUCUACAACAACCAGGCCGGAGACAUUGAUUACAGAAAGAAUGGACUGGGGUUUGACAGGGGCCAUUUAUUUCCAAGCUCUCAUGCGUUCAACCAAGAUGACAAAAUAUCCACCUUCACCCUGACCAACAUCGUUCCACAAAUAAAGGCAUUCAAUGGGAAAAGCUGGGGCAGAAUGGAGAUUUGUGGUGGUGGGAGCACAACCCGGCAACAACAAUCUCAACGGCAGGGUUAAUAUUCCCACCCAGCUCUGGUCCGCAUUCUGCUGCUUCAGUGCCGACAGGAACGCGUGGAUAGCGAGUGCGUUCUGGGGCAACAAUGUAGCAGAUACACGCCCAAAACAACAUAUGCAGACCAGGACCCUGAGAGAGCUCUGUGAUAACCUGAGAAUUGAUGUGUUUCCUCCAACCGGGCAAGACUUGCCUUCCGUUUGUCCUCUCGACACAACUGUUGCUGGGCUUUACCCAGAAUUUGCAAACCAAAACAACUGUAAUUGCCCAACCUGAAUUUAACCAUGUAUGCCCUUCCCAUGUCAAGCUCUGCCCCUUUCACCUCCACAUCUGGCCCUCUAGCUUCAACACCAGGUGUCAGUCUUAUAUUGUACCCCACAACCCCGCCCCCUUUUUCUUUUAAGCUUCAAUCUGAGCAAUUUAUUUAUAUUUUACUGUACUAUACUUUUAGUGUAAUUUCAUUUGUUACAAUGAUAGGACACUGGAUGAGUGUUCUUCGAAUGGCUUCAGAUGGAAGACACAAAGUAAAUGUACAUGAUUUGUAAAAUGUGAAUGAAAUAAAGUGCAGAACAGCCUGACUGCAAA